Molecule: messenger RNA, 7404 nt
Organism: Botrytis sinoallii
Lineage: Eukaryota; Fungi; Ascomycota; Leotiomycetes; Helotiales; Sclerotiniaceae
Exons: 11
Coding region: 1-7404 (2467 amino acids)
Biological process (GO): secondary metabolite biosynthetic process; fatty acid biosynthetic process
Molecular function (GO): fatty acid synthase activity; 3-oxoacyl-[acyl-carrier-protein] synthase activity; phosphopantetheine binding
Source: RefSeq, a predicted model, not a curated record
AUGCGUUCGACAAUUGACGACAUGCCAUCUGUGGCUAUAUUCUGCCCUCAAAGCAAAGCUCCACAGAAGGUUUACCUCGACCGACUACACUCUUUCCUUUGCCGAAACCCAUGCUUGGAACCUUUUGUUCAAGAUAUUCAGGACCUUCCUCGGACUUGGCAAAUUUUCGCAAAUCAUAGGGAAGAUAUUGCGGCUCUCAAACAGGGGCCAAGAUACAUGAAAAAUUUGUCUGACUGGAUUAAAACUGGCGAAUCUGAACACAUUGCAAAUGCAAUGUCCGGCAUACUGUCACUACCUCUUUUAGUCAUAAUUCAAAUUGGACAAUACUUUCAAUUUCUUGAAUUGAAUGGAAUGAGACAUUCUGAAUUUCUCACUCAACUUCGAAACGGGGGAGGAGUUCAAGGAUAUUGUGGUGGCUUAUUACCAGCUAUGGUGAUCGCUUGUUCGAAAGAUGAAACUGAAUUGGCGAAAUAUGCAUCUGUGGCUAUGCGUAUUGCCCUUGGAAUAGGGACAUAUGGAGAGUUGGGACAAGGGGAUGAGAUUGUAUCGAAAUUUCCAGGCGCACAUAUUUCCGCUGUUACUGAUCCCAAAACUAUUAGCAUGGUAGGGUCAGUACCAGUACUUGCUCAAGUACAAGCAUAUGGACGCGAGCAAGGUCUACUUGUACAGGAAAUGCAUCUUCGAGGAAAGGUACAUAAUCCUGAGAAUGCAGAGCUCUCGUUAGAAUUAUGCGUUCUAUGCGAUAAAAUAGAUUCCUUAAAACUUCCACCGGUAUCAGCUCUACAGGCACCAAUGAGAUCAAAUAAGACGGGGCGCCUACUCGAAAACGAAUCUCUGAGCCAUGAGGCUAUACAGACGAUCUUAGCAUCGAGGUGUGAAUGGUAUACUCUUCUCACAGAACUAGCAGAUGAACUUGAGAAGAGUGGAAAGAGAUCACAUGUAUUCGCAACUUUUGGUAUUGGUGAUUGCGUCCCGUUGGCACCAUUCCAUAAAAAACAAUUGCGCAUAACAAAACUCGAUGUCCUCAACGCAAUCAACAGAGCUGUGUCAUCGGUACCUAGAUUAAGAGAAGAAACGCAAUAUUCCUUUCCUGAUGAUGCCGUGGCCGAACCUCAGUUGCGAAAGAAGUUCCCAACGAUCGUUUUUGAAUUACACAAUAGUUUCAGAGCUUCACAAGACUGGAAAUUCGCUGGCAAAAGGAAGUUCUUUGGUAAUUUUUUGGACAGCGUGAAAGAUUUUGAUCAUGCAUUUUUCCGCACAAAUCCAAGAGAAGCGGUAAACAUGGAUCCCCAGCAAAGAAUCCUGCUCGAGCUUGCGUAUGAAGCAAUGGAGUCUAGUGGGUACCUACGUUUGCAUAAACGCGAAAAUAAUGAUCCUAUAGGGUGUUUCAUAGGCGCUAGCUUUGUGGAAUACCUCGAUAACACAAACUCGAACGCACCAACUGCUUAUACAUCGACUGGAACUAUCAGGGCCUUUCUAUGUGGUAAGAUCAGUUACUACUUUGGAUGGAGUGGCCCAUCAGAAAUUAUCGAUACUGCAUGUUCUUCUUCACUAGUAGCAAUUCAUCGAGCAGUUCGGGCCAUACAAAGUGGAGAAUGCCCAAUGGCUUUGACUGGUGGGAUCAAUAUUAUGACUGGCAUCAACAAUUAUCUAGAUCUGGCAAAAGCUGGAUUUCUGAGUCCCACAGGGCAGUGCAAACCAUUUUGCGAGUCAGCUGAUGGAUAUUGCAGGGCCGAAGGAGGCGGGCUAAUUUUCUUAAAAUCAUUGAAACAGGCGGUUGUAGAUGGAAAUCAAAUCCUUAGUGUCAUUCCUGGAACGGCGACCAAUCAAGGAGGUUUAUCAUCUUCACUUACAAUUCCUUCAUCCCUGGCACAAAUCCAGUUAUAUCAGACCAUAUUGAAUAAAGCCAAAAUGAAAGCGGACCAGGUGUCUUAUGUCGAGGCUCAUGGUACUGGUACCCAAGCUGGUGACCCACUCGAAAUAGCAAGCAUUCGACAAGUGUUUGGGGGAUCCGGAAGAACCAACUCUCUAUACUUGGGAUCUAUCAAGGGCAACAUUGGACAUUGUGAGACCGGAGCUGGAGUUGCUGGUCUAUUGAAACUAAUUACAAUGAUCAACAAAGGAGUCAUCCCGCCUCUCGCGAGUCACAACACCCUCAAUCCGAAGAUUCCAGCUCUGGAGCCGGAUCGAAUGGCAAUCACUACAAAAGCUAUACCGUGGAAUGCCCCAUUUCGUGCAGCUUGCGUGAAUAGUUAUGGAGCUGCUGGAAGUAAUGCUGCCAUGUUGAUAUGUGAAGGUCCACGGCAAUACAUAGAAGCACCAAAGAAUCCACUUCAGAUUAGCGCAAAGUAUCCAAUCAUUCUAAGUGCUUCAACAAAAGAUAGCUUGUUGAAGUACGCGAAGAUUCUCGGAGAUUAUCUUGCAGUUACAUUGCCGAAGCCAAGUCUCGAUGACUUGGCGUUUACAUUGAGUGAACGAAGGCAACAUCAUAAAUUUCGCUGGACUACGACAGAGUCAGAUAUUGAUCGACUUAUUCAACUAUUGAGAGCGGAUACUCAGUCGUGUUUUGAGAUCCCACAGGCCCCAAAGCAUACUGUUCUAGUUUUUGGAGGUCAAAGUAAACAAACAGUUGGACUUGACAGUAACUUGUACCAAUCUCACCCUCAACUUCGAGGGUAUAUAGAUGACUGCAAUGAUCUUGUUACGAAUCUCGGCUUUUCGGCUAUCGUGCCGGCGAUAUUUCAAUCUGAGCCAAUCAUAGAUAUCGUUACGCUUCAAUGUGGUACUUUUGCAAUGCAAUAUGCAUGCGCCAAAUGCUGGCUUGAUGCUGGACUGGAAGUAGAUGCAGUAGUGGGUCAUAGCUUCGGUGAAUUGACUGCUAUGACUAUAGCUGGAGUACUAUCACUACAAGACGGAAUAAAAUUGAUUGCUACUCGAGCUUCAUUGAUGCAAACUCAAUGGGGUCCGGAAAGGGGAACAAUGCUCGCAAUUCAUGCCAAUAAAGAGCGUGUACAAGAUAUCGUAGCUUGUAUUAACUCAGGAGUUGGAAGAUUGGAGAUAGCCUGUUUCAAUGCUCCUACAAGUCAAAUUGUUGUCGGCGAUUCAAUGUCGAUAGCCGAAGCCGAGGAAUUGCUGAGAACUGAUUCUCGAUUCAACAGUAUUAAAUCUCAACGCCUUGACGUAAGCCACGGCUUCCACUCCAAGUUUACAGAACCACUUCUUAGUGAUAUCGAUGAGUUGUCAAAGACCUUGAAGUUCAAUAAAGCAAAGAUUCCACUCGAGAGCUGUACUUUGGAACCAUUGGAAGAGAUACUGCCAGGUCGUCUUUCAGAGCACACCAGAGAUCCUGUCUACUUCCUCGAUGCUAUUCGAAGAAUUGAGAGACGAUUCGGAUCAUGUAUCUUUCUAGAAGCUGGAAUAGAUUCUCCAGGAAUAGCAAUGGUCAAGAGAGCUGUCCAUGAACCGGAUAAUCAUCGUUUCCAAGAGAUGAAACUCAGAAACUCUCAAGAUCCAAUGGCUGUCCUCUCGAGUAUGACAACAAAUCUUUGGCGUGAAGGCAUCUCAGUAUCUUUCUGGACCUUUCUUUCGCCGCCAAAAGAGGUACGAUAUAAGCAAAUUUGGCUUCCGCCAUAUCAAUUCCAACGUACCUCACACUGGUUGGAGAGCAUAGAUAGAGUGAUCGAAGCUCAAGAUAAAUUCUCUUCAACCGUACUCAAGCCUACAGAGAAACUCCAAGUUCAACCUCCCAAACAGCUCGUGACAAAGAAAGACGGGUCGACAAAUGAAUUCAAAGUCCAUAUCGAUACCGAACGAUUCACCAGAAUUGUAUCGGGUCAUGCAGUUAGAAGACAGCCAUUAUGCCCCGCAUCAAUGUAUAUGGAGUGUGCAGCGAUGGCAUUACAGAUUGCUGGUGCUGAUGUUGAAACAAAGUCAAUUGUCCUUGAUAUUGGAGGGGUCUUCAGAACCACAAACCUGGACCUUUUAGUCAAGAGUUCGUUGAAGACCGACUUGAAAUCUAGGUCCACAAUACACGCAAAAGGAAUGAUUGGUUUGACUACUCAACCACAACUUUCAACUUAUGAGAGACUUAUAUCGGAUCGUGUCAACACAUUGGUUAAGCAACCGGAUACUGAGAAAUUGAUGUCCAAGCGAGCAUAUGGUCUUUUCUCAACAGUUGUACACUAUUCGGAUUUCUUACAUGGGAUUUCCAAUAUCACGAUGGAUGGGAACCAGGCAAUUGCAGAAAUUGAGUUGCCUCCUUUCCCUAUUGAGGUACAGGAGAGCACAAUCACCAUAUCUGCGACACUAUCGCUUUGGAUACCUUUAUUCAAGUUCUCUCACUGCUCCCCUGAUGAAGUAUAUGUUGCUACUGGCGUUGACAGUACAAUCAUGUCAGCCUCAUCAUGCAAUUUCACAGAUUGCAAGUACUGGAAGGUGUACGCCAUGUUCACACCAACUAGCAACACCCAAGCCACUGGUGAUAUCUAUGUUUUCACUCGAGAUAGAAAAUUGGUAUUGACAAGCACGGGAGUCGGUUUCACAAAGUUAUUGAUCACAAAGCUCGAGAAAAUGCUUGCUGCAGCAAAUCCGAAAGUAUCGAAUAAUGCACCACUGGAAAGAAAGCUGAUGAGAGCGUUAACGCCCAUCACAACUCCGGGUUCACCAACCGAAAAUGAUUCAGGAAGUAGCAUUGAUGAUUCUGAUGAUAAAGGACCACCUACACCUACGGACUUUGUGUCAGGGGCAAACAAUCUGAAAAAUUUGAUUGCAUCAUAUACAGGUCUUUCUGACUCGGAAGUUAUCGAUGAUGCGAAUAUUGGUGAACUUGGAGUCGAUUCGCUGGCAGCGGUUGAACUCGCAGAGGAACUGCAAACAAAAUUUGGGAAAGAAAUUGCAGCUGAGGAUCUUAUGAUGAGCAGCUACGCAAAUUUGCUCCGAAUUUUUGUUCCCACACCACAAUUGAGGAAAUCAAAGCCUAUAAAAGCCAAAAAAUCGCAACCUGAGAUCAUUGAACAAGCACCCGAAGACAAUUCUAAGCAUGACAGCGAUUCACUACAAAGAGAAAACGUCUUACACAUAAUUUCCGAGAUUUGUGGAGCUCCAAUAAACGAAAUUCGAGAUUCGGCGGCUCUGCAAGACCUUGGUGUUGAUUCGCUUUCGGCCGUCGAGUUGAAAAGUGAGCUUGCAGAUACCUUUUCAAUCGAAAUUGAUGACGAUGAUCUCAGUCUAGAGUCAACAGUCAAAGAAGUACUGAAGUAUCUCGGCAUUGAGGCAAUUCAACAACAACAAAAGCCUAUCACCGCAGUUUCAAACGGCAACACGAGCUUAUCAAACAGUUCUGAAAGAGCCAUCGAAAGUUUACCUGUAGUUCUAGCAAACCCCAUGGACAUAAUCGAGAAAUGUCAAGCAGCUUUUGAACCUGCAGCAAAGAAACUCGGAUAUAUCAAUUAUUGGUCCGAAGUUGGUCCAAAGCAAGAUGAACUAUUGAUAGCAUACAUUGCAGAGGCGUUCAGAACACUCGAUGUUGAUUUGUGGAAACUUGGCAACGGGCAAGAGUUACCGGACAUUGCUUAUCUUCCGAAACAUUCGAAGGUCAUGGCUCGAUAUAUGGAAAUACUGCAGGUAGGAGAGAUCAUUGAGAAGAAAGGCAGCAAAUAUUUUCGAACCUCAAGAAGCCUUUCAAAUUUGAUUUCGAAUGACUUGCUUCAAAACUUGCUGCGACAAUAUCCUGCGUACGCAGCAGAAUCGAGACUGAUGGAAUUAACCGGUCCAAAACUCGCUAGCUGUUUGAUUGGAAAAGCUGAUCCUGUGGCGCUAAUGUUUGGUAACCCGGCAGCACAAAGGAUAAUGGGAGACUAUUAUACUACUUCGCCUAUGCUUGGUACUCUCACUGAGCAAUUGGUCGAUUUCAUGAAACAAAUCGUCAUCAACACCACCGGUCACGGACCAAUCAGAAUUCUAGAGGUUGGAGCUGGAUUUGGUGGAACCACCACACGUCUUGCAGAAGUCCUUCAAGAAGUUGGUCGUCCAGUUGAAUAUACUUUCACAGAUAUUUCUCCUUCACUUGUGAAAAAUGCCAAGGCAAAAUUUGUCAGGUAUGACUGGAUGAAGUUCCAAACUUUCAACCUUGAAAAGGAUAUUCCAGCAAAUAUGAAAGGACAAUAUGACAUCGCCAUAGGAACAAACUGUGUCCAUGCAACCACCAACAAAACUUCUUCGACUAGUCAUUUGAGGGAAACAUUGAGAGAUGGUGGCUUUGUGAUUCUCUCUGAAGUUACGAAGCUCAUUAAUUGGUAUGAUGUCGUACAUGGACUUCUAGAUGGUUGGUGGUUAGGAAAUGACACCGAUUAUCCUCUUCAACCACCAGAAUUUUGGAUGGAGUGCUUUAAAAGGCGGGAUUUGCUUCAGCUUCUCGUGAAAACACUACAAGAGGGAGUCGAAAUUGGGUCAAAAAGUCAAACGGUGACUUAUAAACUUGUUGACGGUGUUGAAGUACUGGCGGAUAUCUUCCUACCGGAGAUGGCGCCGAUCAAUGCAAUGCCUAUAGCCUUGAUGAUCCACGGCGGCGGAUAUAUGACGUUAUCGAGGAAAGCCAUUCGUCCAGCUCAAACAUCACUUCUCCUUGCAAAUAAUGUAAUUCCUGUCAGUUUAGAUUACAGAUUAUGCCCAGAGGUAGAUCUUAUCAACGGCCCGAUAGCAGAUAUUCGUGAUGCAUAUAUUUGGGCUCAAACCAAACUGCCAGGACUUAUUGUCAUGAUUGGUUGGUCAACAGGAGGUCAUUUGGCAAUGACAACCGCAUGGACAACAAAGAAUAUGGGCUUAGAACCUCCUUGUGCAAUAUUGGCAUUUUAUAGUCCAACGGAUUUCGAGUCGGGAGAUUUAGAUAUCAGUCGUGCGAAUCAAUACCCAGGAAGGAAGUUAUCCUUGGACACGAUUAGAAAAUCUCUCUCCACGCGUCCGAUCACAAAUUAUUAUGGUGAGAGUAGCGAUUCAACAGGACUAGGAUGGGUUCGUCCAGGAGAUCCAAGAUCCGAGCUUGUUUUAUCUCUUUUUAAAGAAGGGAAUGGCCUUGAUAUUAUGCUGAAUGGUAUCUCUGAUGAUGACUGGUGUAGAAAACCGGAUCCGGAACGCGUCGCGUUCAUUAGUCCUAUGGCUCAACUCCGUUCUGGUAUAUACACCACACCAACAUUUUUAAUUCAUGGCGAGGAUGAUGAAAUUGUUCCAUUCAAUGCAUCGAAAAAAUUUGUGACUGCUUUGAAGGAGCAUGGAGUACGAUCUGGUUUCUUGGGGGUGUCUUGUGCAAAACAUAUUCAUGACUUGAAUUUGAGGCCGGGUAUGGAACAAUGGAGACAGGGUGUUGAACCAGGAUAUGAUUUCUUAUUCGAGAUACUAUCAGGAUUGUGA